UCAUGUUUAGAACAAAGUAAGGUCUACACUGACAUGAUAAUAAAAUAAAACUAGGACACAAGACAUGUUCUUCAAAUAUCAUAAUGCCCUUUUGGGUUUUGUGUCCUUUAUUCGUCAGAAACGGUAGGGUUUAUCACACAGACGAAUAUGUUCAUUAAUCUUCUGAUGAAUGUUUUUUUGUUUAAUGUGUAGGCCUAAUCAUUCGCCUUUAAUAUGCUAUUUUAACAGAUAGUUGACCCAAAAGUCGUCAUUUACUUGGUCUCAUGUCAUUCCAAACCUGAAUGACUUUCUUUCCUCUAUGUAACACAAAAGAAGAUAGUUUGAAAAAUGUCUCUGUUUUUAUCUCUUUUUCUUUUGCCCAUGCAAUGAAAGUCAGUAGUAGAGUUGUUUUGUUCCACUAUUCCUUCAAGUCAAAUAAUAUGCCAGUGAAGGAGAAUAUAGACCAUAGUACAUCAUAGAAAAAAAAAACUUUUGCUUUGAGUUGGAGUGUGCUUACUUAACCUUGUGACAUCACUGAUCUAUAAUUAGCUUUUUAGGCAGUUUGAGUCAUUCUGCAAAAUAUGUGAGCCAUGCCGUUAAGCUUAAAUUCGACUUUACAAAACCAAAUAACAGAGCAUACUUUUUUAGCUCAUGAUAACUGUACUUUGGGUAAAAAAAAAAAUUGUGUUAUGUCACCAGAAAAACACAGAGCCCUUUGUGAAGAGUUACACUUUUAUAACACCAUGCCAAAAUAGCUUGUCAGUUUAGGCUAAUCUCUCAAUGUAAGCUUUUCUUCUCAUAAACCUGAAUUAGUUCCCCUGGCUUUUCCUAGUCUUUUGCAGCUCAUAUAAGAGCUUGGUUGAUAGUGAUGAAAUUUGUAUUUCAGCAACACACUAUACAGACAUGACUGGCAUUUUGAAGAAAUUUUACCAUAUUGUUGCUUUCUGCUGGUAUGCCUUUGUUAUUCAGUCUAUUUAUGCAAAAGGUGAUUCAGAACUGCCACCGGGGAUCUUUGUGUAUGGCGGACCCUGGAAAUACCUAACUUUUUUAAACCUGGUCUUACAAAUGGUGUUUUUUGGACUGGCAUCUGUGAAUGACCUUCAGCCUGUGGGAAAAGGCUCAAAAACAUCAUUUCUCUGCCUCUGCAAGGAUUUGCUCUUUUCCGUCUUUGUGUUUCCAGUGGGAAUGUUUGUAGUUCUGCUGUUUUGGCUGAUUUUUGCCUAUGACCGACAGCUAGUCUAUCCAGCUUCAAUUGACAGCUUCUUCCCUCAAUGGUUGAAUCAUUCUAUGCACACUAUUGUUCUCCCAAUCUUGUUUGGUGAGAUCCUGUUGGAGCCACAUAUCUACCCGAAAACUAGAAAUGGUUUAGCAGCUUUGGGAUUUGUUGGUCUGGCUUACUUAGGAUGGAUUGUUUGGGUGUAUCUAACAGUGGGAAUCUGGGUUUACCCUAUAUUGGGGCUGUUCAGCAGCUCAGGAUUGACCAUCUUCUUCUUUCAUAACAUGCUUGUUGUGUCGUUGCUGUUCUUACUGGGCCAAACUCUGAACAAUAAAGUUUGGGGGAAAGAACUUCAUAGACGUACAAGAACAUGAUGAGUCAGAAGGAAGUCAAGACUAAAACAUGACACAUAAUUCCUUAUAAACUUGUUUCAGGCCUAUGAAUCUCUGGAAUGAACCAGCUCCAAGUGGUUUGAAUGAUGUCUGCUGUUGCAUUAUCAGUUUUGUAUAUUUUGUAUAUGACCAUUCAUUUUCUGCUAAUGCAAAUUUGACACUAGUGUGCAUCUGUGAUAUAUGUCAUACACAUUUCUGUGAACUGGGAAAAAAUAAUAAAGCUGGUGUCUUAAAACAUUUAUUGAGCAAGUUAUUUAACAAAAUCAAAAACAAAAUCUUCUUUCUAAAUUGGUUUUGGGUGACUAUGGCAUAUGUUCUGUACAUUUCACAUAAGAAUAUUUUUAAAGGGAUAGUUCAACCAAAAAUGACAAUUCUGUCGUCACCUCACCCUCAUGUUGUUCCAAUCCUGUAUGAAUUUCUUUCUCUUGAACAAAAAAGAAGAUAGUAUGAAGAUUAUUGGUAAUCAAACAGUGGACGGUAGCCAUUAACUUCCAUAGUAUGGAAAAAAAAUACAAUUGAAGUCAAUGGCUUGUCAACUCUCAGGUCACCAGCAUUCUUUAAAAAUCUUCUUUUGUGUUCAACAGAACUCAUACAGGCUUGGAACAACACAAGGGUGAAAAAAUGGUCGGUCCCUUUAAAGCUUGCUGAUCAUCCCAGAUAAAAACAUAUUGAUAAUCCAUAAUGCAAUAAUUCUCUAAAGAGAAUGUGUGUUCUUUUUUAGGCCAAUUCACACAGCACUGACAGACGCACAACAACGUCGACAGUCACCAGAUAACACCACGUCACUUCUCAGACAUUCUAAUUCGAAUCGUCAACAUAU
Molecule: messenger RNA, 2407 nt
Organism: Pimephales promelas (fathead minnow)
Lineage: Eukaryota; Metazoa; Chordata; Actinopteri; Cypriniformes; Leuciscidae
Product: androgen-dependent TFPI-regulating protein
Cellular component (GO): endomembrane system; membrane
Source: RefSeq, a predicted model, not a curated record